Messenger RNA from Etheostoma spectabile (orangethroat darter), 2856 nucleotides. It is a transcript of the gene mtdha, whose product is annotated as metadherin a. Gene Ontology annotation, biological process: regulation of transcription by RNA polymerase II; negative regulation of apoptotic process; positive regulation of canonical NF-kappaB signal transduction. The record is from RefSeq and is a predicted model, not a curated record. The transcript has 12 exons. NCBI's taxonomy places the organism in Eukaryota, Metazoa, Chordata, Actinopteri, Perciformes, Percidae. Gene Ontology annotation, molecular function: transcription coregulator activity. Bases 96 to 1616 code for a protein of 506 amino acids. Gene Ontology annotation, cellular component: nucleus.
AUUUCUCUCAACAGUCAGCUUAGUAGCCACUCCUCCGUUAGCAUACGGAUGCUGCAAUCAUUCAUUGCUAACAGUUAGCUAGCUAGUGUUUUGCGAUGAUGGCUGGGGACUUGCAAGGUUUUGCGCUAGAAAAAGCUGAACUGCUUUCCAGCCGUUUAAAGGAGCUCCUGUCUUCCGGACAAGGAUAUGUUCGGACUCAGUUCGGGGUAGAUUUGGGUCUGAAGCCUGAUGUGUACCCGACGUGGGUCAUCCUGUCUACGGCCUCGGUGGGUCUCCUGCUGCUACUCUGUCUGUCCUGGGCUGCCGUCUGUGGCGGUCUGUUUGUCGGGAAAAAGCGGGGAUCCCCGGUCACCCAAGGCAUCAGGGAGCCUAGCAAGGCCAAUUUAGCUAAAACUGCCAAACCGGAAGAACAGAAGAAGAGGAACAAAAAGAAAACGCUUGAAAAGAACACUCAAUCCAAUGGACAACCAGUGGCUGUACCUCCAGAGGAAGUUACAUUGAUAGAUGUGGUUUCCAAACUAACUCCGCAGAUCAUAACCAAGAAGGUGCAUGAGGUACAGGCCCCAGUGCAGGUGAAAAAGAACAAGAAGAAAGCCAAGACAGUUGUCAAUCCAGUCCAGCAUGUUUCUACAAAUGAUGGGAAGGAACCUGAUGAUGGUGCAUGGGAGACCAAAGUCAGCAACCGUGAGAAGAGGCAGCAGCGCAGGAAGGACAAGGGCCCUGAGGACUCUGGUGGCCCAGGAGGGGUUGAGGCUUCCAAGAGCAUCGUGGAGGCACCUGUGGCCACAGCCCUUACCAACACCAAGAAGAACAGAGGAAACCAUGAGUCCCUGCAUCCAAGAACCACUGGAAAGGUGGAGACAGCCAGUGGAGCUGUGUCCUCCAGCUGGAGAGAGGAGCCUUCAGUCAAUGCUGGAGAUUGGACUCAUGUCAACAUGUCUGUGAAGAUCCCUGCUCAGGUGGGGGCUAUGGACGGAACCAAGUGGAGUACCAUCCCCACAACUGCACAUUACAGGGCUCAACCAAAGCCUCAGUCCUGGAGACAGGAGACGCAAGCAUGGAGUGGCAUUGAUGGUCGGAUUAAGAAUGACCUCAACCCUGUGACCUUCUCCAUGCUGGGACGAAACACCACAGACCCAAUAUCAAAUUCAGUGGAUCUGCAGUGGGCGAGGUUCCCUGAUGUUGAUGAUGAAUGGUCUGGAUUAAAUGGGGUAGCAGCAGUGGACCCCAGCUCUGACUGGAAUGCCCCAGAAGAGCACUGGGGAAACUAUGAAGAGCCCCCUGUGUUGGUGACCUCAGCGCCUCCAUUGAAAGAACAGCAUGUCCCCAACAAGCCAGUAUUGGAGGAUGAGAAGGACACUGACGAUCCGUCCGGUGGAGCAGCCAAAUCCAAGAAGAACAGGAAAAAGAAGAAGAAAACAGAAGAGGAAGCUGCAUCUGAGGCUCAGACGGGGAGCCCCGUGCCCCUGGUCCACACAGUACCCAAACCCCAAGAGCCUCCUGAGCUGGCCUCCAAAAAGCAAAACCCCAGCAUAUCCUCUGCUCAGAAAAAAUCCGAGCAGAUUGUGGAGCCUCUGAAGCCCUCCCUAAAGAAAAAGGUCCGAAGGGAAACAUGAAGACAAACAGGUCUAUACAAAGCAUAUGCAAAUGAUUGUAAAAUGUGUCCCAUGCAAUAAUUACCAGUUAAGUUUCUUUCUGAGAUAUAUUAACAGGUUAUGAGUUAUUCAAACACAAACAAAAACAAGCAGUGAUUACCACCUGCUUGGCUAAAUAUAGUGAUGAAAUGUGGUCCUGUGGACUAAAAUCUUAACUAAUUUGCACUAUUUGCUACACUGCAACUGAGUGGAGUUUCAGGGUAGGUUGACUUGCAGUGGAGGUACAUGUUAAUGUAAUUAUUUUCUAUGGCAUCGAAAGUUUUUUUGUUCGUUUUUUUCCUCCAAGAGUGUAUGUUUAUAAUUAUUAACCCUUAAAAUACAAACUGGUUUCCUUUUAUUUUAUUUUAUUUUAUAUGAAAGUUGAAGUAUAAGAGAAGCAUACAUUUUUGCUCCCCAGAAUAUUGCACUUUGUUUUGUUUGCUAUGCUUCUGCCACUAUGUCAGCUGUCAAUUACUAAAAUCUGUAGUAGCGGGUUACAUGUGAGGGGUGGUGUCAGAUCAGGAUAAGUUCCGAUUUUUCACUUACAUAACCCAUAUGUAAAUUAAGAUAGAUAGGUGUUGCUGUAAUCCUCCUUGUUCUUCGUACUGGCCAUUAAGUGAUAACGUCAGAGCAACCAACUGCAAUGUAGAAAUGGGGGACAAAACUAAGUGAGUAAUAUAGUGUCCAAAUAGAUGGGUAUUUUCCAAUGGAAUGGCCUGUUUUGUAUAAAAUUCUGUCUGUGUUUUCUUGCUGAGGUCUAAGGUCACAUAUAGGUGUGUUGCCCUGACAAAAGCCUGACUAUAAACCUACACAUAACUGCAAUGACAAAGGUUUGAUUUGGCUAUUCUCAGACUGCUGAAGCCUCAUGUUAAUUUUGGCUGAACUUUAGGCAGCACUUUUACACACCAAAAAUGUAUUUUGUACUUGUACAUUGUAGUCACUCUAUGAAGGUAUCGUUACACAGCCUGUAUGGACAGGAGAAAUGAUUUCAGCAACCUACUGUAUAUCUCUCUCAACAAACCAAUUACAUGUAACGGUUUUAAGAUAGGUUUGCCUAUCCUCUAAAGUAAUAUCUCCCUAAAUCUGUCCUUUGAGUACAAACACUCACUUCCUGUAGGCUGUGUGGUUUAUAAAAGCUAUUUCAUGAAGAAUGGCAGCUGUCAUCAGGUUGUUUCACACCGAAAGAAAAAAAAAUGUGGCCAUUCUGCACAACCACUCCUGC